Adineta ricciae is the source of this 329-nucleotide messenger RNA. NCBI's taxonomy places the organism in Eukaryota, Metazoa, Rotifera, Eurotatoria, Adinetida, Adinetidae. The record is from the annotation of a GenBank genome assembly.
UGAAAAGAAAAUUCGAAUUAAAAUCUCUCUUUUAGCCGUGUGUUCUCCAACAUGUUCAAAUGGUGGUACAUGUACUGCACCAAAUACUUGUUCUUGUACAUCAAGUUGGUCCGGGUCAAGAUGUACAACACCCGUGUGUUCUCCAACAUGUUCAAAUAGUGGUACAUGUACUGCACCAAAUACUUGUUCAUGCACAUCGAGUUGGACUGGUUCAACAUGUACAACGCCCGUGUGUUCUCCAUCAUGUUCAAAUGGUGGUGCUUGUACUUCACCAAAUACUUGUUCUUGUACAUCAAGUUGGUCCGGGUCAAGAUGUACAACACGUAUGA